Acanthocheilonema viteae is the source of this 225-nucleotide messenger RNA. The record is from the annotation of a GenBank genome assembly. Lineage: Eukaryota; Metazoa; Nematoda; Chromadorea; Rhabditida; Onchocercidae.
AUGGUUGCAAGUUACGUGUUUCCACGUGGUGCCACGUCACCGACCACUGAAGCCACACUUAUUUUAUCCUCUUCUCCAUCGUCUGCUGCCGCAAUUGAAAAAACCAAACAGCGUCAACAGGCAGCAAUGCUUGAUGCAUGGUUAGCAAUGCAUGGCGAUAAUCUUUACCCUUGUCGAGAAGAGAAAGAACGCUUGGCAAAAGACAUGUCGAUGACUUACAUACAG